Messenger RNA from Neurospora tetraspora, 1248 nucleotides. Its product is annotated as endo-1,4-beta-xylanase. Lineage: Eukaryota; Fungi; Ascomycota; Sordariomycetes; Sordariales; Sordariaceae. Bases 145 to 1137 code for a protein of 330 amino acids. Gene Ontology annotation, biological process: carbohydrate metabolic process. The transcript has 3 exons. Gene Ontology annotation, molecular function: hydrolase activity, hydrolyzing O-glycosyl compounds. The record is from RefSeq and is a predicted model, not a curated record.
CGAAACUGGGUUGGCAUUGACCAAAGUGCUGUAUUUAAAGGCGUUGCCUCGCCGGUGCUGAAGUCAAGAGCUGAACGUUAGACGAAGCACCCUUCCCAUCCUCAAGCCUCAUUCUCUCGGUUCACAGGUUCAGACUUCUUCACCAUGAAGGCCAAUCUCAUGAUGCUAUUGGCGCCUCUGGCGGCCAUGGCAGCACCCACCCCCGACAACAACUUGGAGGCUCGUCAGGCCAGCCAGAGCAUCGACACUCUGAUGAAGGCCAAGGGCAAGCUCUACUUCGGUGCCUGCACCGACCAGGGCCGUCUCACCUCGGGCAAGAACGCGGCCGUUUUGCAGCAGAACUUCGGCCAGGUCACGCCUGAGAACAGCAUGAAGUGGGAUAGCACUGAGAGCCAGAGGGGCAAAUACAAUUUUGGCCAGGCCGACUACCUCGUCAACUGGGCCACCACCAACAACAAGACCAUCCGUGGCCACACCUUCCUCUGGCACUCGCAGCUUCCCGCGUGGGUCAGCAACAUCCGCGACAAAAGCACGUUGACCACGGUUCUCCAGGACCACAUCACCACCAUCAUGACCCGUUACAAGGGCAAGGUCCGUGGAUAUGACGUCGCCAACGAAAUCUUCAACGAAGACGGCUCCCUCCGCAGCAGCGUCUUCUACCAAGUCCUCGGCGAAGACAUGGUCUCGAUCGCCUUCAAGGCGGCCCGGGCGGCCGACCCGGGCGCCAAGCUGUACAUAAACGACUACAACCUCGACAGCCCCAACGCCGCCAAGCUGACCAAGGGCAUGGUCCAGCACGUCAACAAGUGGGUCGCCGCCGGCGUGCCCAUCGACGGCAUCGGCACCCAGGGCCACAUCAGCUCCGGAGGCGGCAGCAACCUCGCCGGCGCCAUCAAGGCGCUUGCUGCUGCCAAUGUUAAGGAGGUGGCGGUCACGGAGCUCGAUAUCCAGGGUAACAAUGCUGGUGAUUAUGCUACUAUUACCAAGGGAUGCUUGAGUGAGCCCAAGUGUGUUGGUAUUACCGUUUGGGGUGUUCGCGAUCCGGACUCGUGGAGACCCAAUGGCAACCCGCUCCUUUUCGAUUCCAACUGGAACCCCAAGGCUGCCUACAACUCCAUCGUUCAGGCUCUUCAGUAAGCGAGGCGGGCGGGGAACACUUUGGAGGGUUUGGAUCGUAUUAUCGAUCUUGUCCCCACUUCCCAGAGGGGGAAUUUCUGUUUCUUCUGUGUAUCAGGAGUCUGAUGUGCC